CAAGAUGUAAAAGCAAGAAAACCAAAGUACUUCAUACGCCAGAGAAAGGAUAUCAGAUCACAAGAAUGGAAGAUUUUUGGAAGCGAGCGAAAUCCUUCGCGGAAGAAGCGGCUAAGAAAUCACAGUCCCUAACAGCACCGAGCAAAAUCGCCGUUCUUGUAGCCGAAACCGCCAAGAAGUCGAAGGAACUUGCUGCGGAAGCCACCAAGAAAGCCGAUGAGCUCAAAACCGCCGCUCUCAAGCAAGCCGAUCAAAUCCAAAUCCAAGGCAUUUCCAAGUCCAUUUCCGAUUUUAUCCCUCCUCAACUAUCCUCCCUCUCCAUUACCUCUCCCGCUUCCACUUCUUCAGAUCCUCAUCCAAUAUCCGAUUCGGAGCUCCGGAAGUUCGGAAUCACCGAUGAUUUGAGAGACUUUGUCAAAGGCUUUACUCCAAGUACUUUCCAGAACUUCCCUUCCCCUGUCCAAGAUGAACCAGAGCCGUCCGAUGUGACUACUAAGGGGUCCAAUGUACGUAAGGAUCUGAGUGAAUGGCAAGAGAGGCAUGCGACACUUGUUCUUACUACUGUGAAGGAGAUCAAGAAAUUAAGAUAUGAAUUGUGUCCUCGUUUGAUGAAAGAAAGGAAAUUUUGGAGGAUAUAUUUCACUCUUGUUAGCACUCAUGUUGCACAUUAUGAGAGGCAGUACAUGGAGGAAGUUAUACAGAGAGAAGUGGAGGGGGCUAAAGAGGACAAACCCAAGGAAAAUCCUGUUGUGAAGGCAGAACCGGAAAGUAGUUUAAAAACUAAAACAUCAAGCGCAUCUGCCGAGCAGGAUUUGGAUACGUUUUUGUUAGGAGAUUUUGAUAGUGAUGGGGGUGGUGAUGACGCAGAUGGUGAUGUUGAUGCUGACGGGAGCCUGGAUGAUGAUUUUGACAAGAUUGAAAAUUCUUUCCAUGGCAACUUGCAGGAUGUUGAAGAUGAGAAGAAGAAUGCUGCAGGAACAAAAGCUUAGAGUUGGACUAUGUAAACACAUUGGAGUGGAAGCUGUUAUCCGAAAAUAUGAUUUCGGUGGUUUAGAUUUGGUACUUGUACUGUAUGUUUGGUCGAUGGGAAGAGAGAUUAUGAUUUGGUAUUUGUUUAUUUAUUAUAAUACAAGAAACAAUUGCAGGUUCUGUGGCUAGAAGAACAU
Molecule: messenger RNA, 1166 nt
Organism: Hibiscus syriacus
Lineage: Eukaryota; Viridiplantae; Streptophyta; Magnoliopsida; Malvales; Malvaceae
Exons: 6
Coding region: 66-989 (307 amino acids)
Source: RefSeq, a predicted model, not a curated record